AUGAAGAUCGACGUACGAGUCAUCGACCUUCGAGACGAUAAGGAACACACGGCGAUUGUCGAAUCAUGGGAAACAGUCAGAACGAUAAAGAAUCUGAUCGAAGACUCGACAGGAGUCCCCGCGGCAGAGCAGCACUACUAUCUUGGAGAUGAACUAAUUGAAGAUUCGAUGCCGGCAGACCAGCUCCGCCUAGCAGCCAAAGCCGCGGGUCGUCUUCCUCCCGACGACAGAGACAAAAGAAAAGUCGUCGAGGUCACGAUGUUUGCCGGUAAAGGACCUGUAGAUUUCGAUGACAUGGUUUACCAGGACGUCAUCAAAAAACUGCGCACUCAUGAGAUUAUUAUGAAGCGUAUUAAUAUCCGGUUACACAAGGACAAUGACGACGAAAAAUACAUUUUCAAUGUCGACGCUUCACUCCUAACUGUUGACAACCUCAAACGGGAUUUGAUCAAGUGCCUUGGUCCGUCAUCCUUUACUGGUUUAACAACUGAUAACAUCUUGCUGUAUGCUCGACAAGUACAGCCGGGGAAACCAUUGGAGGGACUAGAAAUACAAGAAUGUAUCGGUCCUCGGCCAGCUCUCGACGUUGAGGUCUACCCAAUGCACCCGGAAAUGACUCUGCUGUGCAAAGUGAAGAAGUGGGGUUUGAGCACGAAAGAACAGUUUGAAGUCAAAGUGCAGGACCACCUUCUUCUCAAAGAUUUGAAAAAACUGCUAGUGAACCGCCUUCAGAAGUCGGAAAACCCACAGGUCCAACAGAGGAACUAUACAGUGGAGAACCUGAAGUUCAAGCUCAACGGUAAAUCGAUUAACCCAGCCCGCGAAUCACGGCUAAGGCGACGAUAUGGAAUUCCCACUGACGACCUGUGGCUCCGAGCUUUCAAUAUCAAAGAAGGCUCUCACAUUGUCAUUCCCUUGUAG
Molecule: messenger RNA, 921 nt
Organism: Besnoitia besnoiti
Lineage: Eukaryota; Apicomplexa; Conoidasida; Eucoccidiorida; Sarcocystidae
Exons: 8
Coding region: 1-921 (306 amino acids)
Molecular function (GO): protein binding
Source: RefSeq, a predicted model, not a curated record